Blastomyces gilchristii SLH14081 is the source of this 1916-nucleotide messenger RNA. RefSeq lists its product as uncharacterized. The transcript is spliced from 3 exons. Gene Ontology annotation, molecular function: zinc ion binding; DNA-binding transcription factor activity, RNA polymerase II-specific. NCBI's taxonomy places the organism in Eukaryota, Fungi, Ascomycota, Eurotiomycetes, Onygenales, Ajellomycetaceae. Gene Ontology annotation, biological process: regulation of DNA-templated transcription. Bases 841 to 1374 code for a protein of 177 amino acids. The record is from RefSeq and is a predicted model, not a curated record.
GUGAUUGUUGGCGUACUGAUUACAAUUAAUUCAUGAUCACUGGGUGCUGAUCUCACGAUAUGAUUGUAUUCAUAAUCUCAGAAGGCUGCAGACUUGAGAUGGGUUUUGUGAUAGAGCAAGAGUGCUGCAAUGAAGACUCAGCUCCCUGUAAGCAUGAAUACUGAGAGCUGCCGAGACAAACUCAUCUUUUGGUUGAUUGAGCGUGUCAGACCUUGAAAAGUCCUAUGCCAUGUUCACUGGUUUCUGGACAAUAGCAAUGUUAAGUUGAUCACAAGAUUGAAAGGAUUAUAAGAUGACUGACAUCUGUUAGUUACACUCAGCAUUUAUGUUUGUGGACAGCCUUUAGCAGUCUCCUGUUACAACUGGCUCCCUCCAAAGCUCACACCUAAGUCUGCCGCUCAAAGAUAUCAAGCUGACCAAGAUACAUGCAUAUCAUCCCCAUAUACAGGUGCUCUGGGGGCUCGUCAUAUGUUUGAAACUCCGCGCAACUAGUUUAGCGGUAACAAAUGCCAAUCGGAUUUUACAAAAAGUUCCAGGUUUACGGCGACGCGCUAGAGUACUCACGCAACUACCUGAACAUUCAAACCUGGUGAUUCGGAUCCCCUAUAGGAUUGAUUGAGACGUUGAAAAAGCAUGAAUGGUGUGACUAUACUCCGUACUCCAUGGAUUAAAUAACACUGGUGGUGGUGGUGGUGGUUGGUGAAACAGGAUGCCCGGACCUCAACACAUUAAACGACCUGAAGUUCCUGAGAGUUUGAAACCUUGAAAGCCAGAGUUCAAGCCUUUCUAUGCAAGGAAAGGACUAAGCAAGAAGUUGACUCUGUGCAGCUUCGUCCGGCCAUGUGUGUCUCGACCGGCAGACGAGAGCUGCUAGGGUGUGGUGCCAAGCCAUCACAGCGAGGAUGUUCCAGGACCAACCCCCCCCGCUGCAAUUGUCAACCUUCUCCUUUCCACGCUUCUAUGAAUUUUGUAUACUGCCAUUACAAUUUCUCUAGUCGCCUCGGGGCCCAAGUCUCAUCGUCCGGCAGAUCUAUACAAUGUCUGCUACAUUUGUUACAUCGUCACAUGACCCCUACUUGUUCGCCAUUGCACAAGGGCACGCGCAGUUGCUGGGAAUGCAAGUUGCGGAAGAUGAAGUGUAGAUUCGAUCCGAGAGUUGCUAGCAUGCCCUGCAACGGCUGUCGACGACGGGACUCCCGAUGUAUUAGCCAGGACUUCCCCGAGGACCUCCCAUGUGUCCCCAUGGGCAUUAGAUCUGUGCGCAACGGGAGUCAUGGCGCUCCCUUUGACGGCAGUACUCCUGCUGCUGCCACACCCAGUGAGAAUGGCAGGGCAGAUCCUAACAUCGUCAUACCUAUGUCAAAUGGACAUUGAGCCUUCACGAUACCCAGCCCCUGAUAAAUCUUCUGAGCAAUAUCUUACGAACAAUGAUACCGGGCGCCAGCUUCACAACAUAAAUAUGAAAUGCUUUCUCGAUUCCUGCAUGUGUCAUUACCAUCGCGAGAAGAUACGGAGAGUAUCUGCAAAGCCAGUCGGCACUCGUCCAUCCUCUCCCAUGAAUUGAUGACUACCCCAUAUAGUACCCUCUACCAGAACGGCCUCAAAACGCCCGAUAUCUUUCUCAUGAUUCCGGAACCAAAAAUGCAUCCGGCUCUGAUCGCGAGGCCGCCAGCACGUCUGGUACAUGCACAUGUACAUCUUCCUGCGAUUGCCCGGCGUGCCUGUCUGCUUGCCUGCCCACAAACCGGCCCAUAGAUCUCAACAUGGGUUUAGAGACUGGGAAUUAAGAUUUCGCACUGUCUUUCUGUUUUCUUAAUGCGUAGAUUACCAAACAUGUUUUGCAGUCGAGUCGACCAUAAAUACGGAGUAAUGUCGCGCGGAAAACUGAACUGGAUCAACCUCAGUUUCAAUUGAUG